AUGGGUCCUGGGACCCUCCCCGAAGGCGGCAGCAUCACCCUCCACGCGGCGGCAGUGUGCCCGGCCGGCGGCAGCAUCACCCUCCCCCCCGGCGGCAGCAUCACCCUCGACCCCCCCGGCGGCAGCAUCAUCCUCCCCGAGGACUUUGUCCUCCCCGACGGCGUCAGCAUCAUCCUCCCCGGCGAGGGCGAGGCGGAGGGGGACACCGUCCCCGGGGGCGAGCCCCUCGCCACCCUCGUCGGCGGCACCACCCUCCCCAAGGGCCUCACCCUCCCCGGCGGCACCAUCCUCCCCAGCGGCCUCAUCCUCCCCGACGGCACCAUCCUCCUCGGCGGCAUCACCCUCCCCGGCGGCACCACCCUCCCCCGCGGCAGCAUCCUUCCCGGCGGCAGCAACCUCCCCAGCGGCCUCACCCUCCCUGGCGGCAGCAUCCUCCCCACCGGCGUGCAGGCGCCGGGCCACGUGGCCCCGGACCCCCCGGCGGCGCCAGUAGCAGCACCAUAG
Phaeoacremonium minimum UCRPA7 is the source of this 504-nucleotide messenger RNA. RefSeq lists its product as hypothetical. The record is from RefSeq and is a predicted model, not a curated record. Bases 1 to 504 code for a protein of 167 amino acids. Lineage: Eukaryota; Fungi; Ascomycota; Sordariomycetes; Togniniales; Togniniaceae. The transcript has a single exon.